AUGGCUUGUGUCCAAAGCAUCUGUGAACGUUUGGAUGAGCACAUCAAGGCUCAUUGCGAUGAAGUUCUUUCCUUGCUGACAAGGAUUGAAAGUAAGGGAAAAGUAAUUCUUCAACGAAGCCAGAUUAUUGCUGAGUUUGAAGCAUUGUUUGAUGAAGUCACCGGGGAGGAAUUAGCUGGUGGUGCAUUUGCUGAAGUUAUUAGAGCCACACAGGAAGCCAUUGUUUUGUCUCCAUGGAUUGCUCUUGCUGUGCGCUCGCAACCUGGUGUCUGGGACUACGUUAGAGUGAAUGCCCACACACUUGUUGUUGAGGAGUUGCCUGUUGCUGAGUAUCUUCUCUUCAAGGAGGAACUUGUUGAUGGAGGCUGCAAUGGAGAUUUUGUGUUUGAAUUGGACUUCGAACCAUUCAAUGCAUCUUUCCCUCGCCCAACUCUUCAAAAGUACAUUGGCAAUGGCAUGGACUUCCUCAACCGCCAACUUUCGGCCAAGUUGUUCAAUGACAAGGAAAGCCUACAGCUUCUGUUCGAUUUUCUGGAAGUGCAUUGUCACAAGGAGAAGAAUAUGAUGCUGAAUUCCAGAAUCCAGAACCUAGACUCUCUGCAACAUGUUCUGAGAAAGGCUGCAGAAUAUCUGUCUGCAUUAAAUCCUGAGACUCCAUAUUCUCAAUUUGAACACAAGUUCCAGGAGAUUGAGCCUUGCGCUCUCGAAACAUUCCUUGGUAGAUUUCCUAUGGUCUUCAAUGUUGUGAUUAUGUCUCCUCACGGAUACUUUGCCCAAGACAAUGUUUUGGGAUAUCCUGACACUGGAGGCCAGGUUGUUUACAUCUUGGAUCAAGUUCGUGCCUUAGAGACAGAAAUGCUUCAGCGCAUCAAGAGCAAGGCCUUGAUAUCACUCCCCGAAUUCUCAUUGUCAAUUACUCGACUUCUCCCUGAUGCUGCCGGAACCACUUGCGGCCAACGUCUUGAGAGAGUAUACGGAUCAGAGCAUUGCGAUAUUCUUCGAGUUCCGUUCAGAGACGAAAAGGGGAUGGUCCGCAAAUGGAUCUCUCGCUUUGAAGUUUGGCCAUACCUAGAGACUUACAGUGAGGAUGUUGCUGCUGAAAUUGCCAAGGAAAUGCAGGGCAAGCCUGAUCUGAUUGUUGGGAACUACAGUGAUGGCAACAUUGUUGCUUCCUUGUUAGCACACAAAUUGGGUGUUACCCAAUGUACCAUUGCACAUGCUCUAGAGAAAACGAAGUAUCCAGAAUCAGAGCUUUACUGGAAGAAGUUUGAUGAGAAGUACCACUUUUCCUGCCAAUUUACAGCUGAUCUCAUAGCCAUGAACCAGACAAAUUUCAUCAUCACUAGCACAUUCCAAGAGAUUGCUGGAAGCAAGGACACCGUUGGACAAUAUGAGAGCCACACUGCUUUCACUCUUCCUGGCCUUUACAGAGUUGUUAACGGUAUUGAUGUCUUCGAUCCCAAGUUCAACAUUGUCUCCCCUGGUGCUGAUGAGAACAUAUACUUCCCCUACACUGAGAUGAACCGUGUCAGGAACGGAGAGCUCUACCGUUACGUUUGCGACACCAAGGGGGCUUUUGUCCAGCCUGCUGUUUAUGAGGCUUUUGGAUUGACUGUUGUUGAGGCCAUGUCUUGUGGUUUGCCAACCUUUGCUACUUUUAAUGGUGGUCCUGCUGAAAUAAUUGUUCAUGGUAAAUAUGGAUUCCAAAUCGAUCCUUACAAUGGCGAGCAGGCUACAGAACUCCUUGUUAACUUCUUUGAGAAGUGUAAGGUUGACCCUACCUACUGGAACAAAAUCUCCCAAGGAGGCCUACAACGUAUCCAAGAGAAGUAUACCUGGCAAAUCUACUCUCAAAAACUGCUGACCCUCACAGGAGUUUAUGGCUUCUGGAAGCAUCUUUCCAACCUUGAUCGCCGUGAGAGCCGUCGCUAUCGUGAAAUGUUCUAUGCACUCCAAUAUCGUAAAGCUGCUGCGUCUGUUCCUUUGACUAUUGAAGAAGAGAUCAGCAGCUUUCGUGAAGAGGACUAUCUUCCACAUAAGCAUCAGACUGGGGAGAUCUUGCAAAAUGUAACAUGGUCGAAGCAAACUAAUCGAUACGCAUCUGCAGAACAUGGAUAUACUGCAGAAAUAGAAAAGCCAAACUUUCCUGACAAAAAUCUAGGAGACAGAAUACUUCUAACACUUAAUCAACCUAAAGGACCCUGA
Dovyalis caffra is the source of this 2205-nucleotide messenger RNA. Lineage: Eukaryota; Viridiplantae; Streptophyta; Magnoliopsida; Malpighiales; Salicaceae. The record is from the annotation of a GenBank genome assembly.